Salvia splendens (bonfire salvia) is the source of this 1649-nucleotide messenger RNA. RefSeq lists its product as uncharacterized. Gene Ontology annotation, cellular component: chloroplast stroma; starch grain. The transcript has 11 exons. Gene Ontology annotation, molecular function: starch binding. Gene Ontology annotation, biological process: starch metabolic process; regulation of starch metabolic process. The coding region runs from base 339 to 1493 and encodes 384 amino acids. NCBI's taxonomy places the organism in Eukaryota, Viridiplantae, Streptophyta, Magnoliopsida, Lamiales, Lamiaceae. The record is from RefSeq and is a predicted model, not a curated record.
AGAGAAGUGAAUUCAUUGAGGAUUGAGGAUUGAGGAUGGAGGAGAGAAUGGGGUCAUGGAAUCUUGUUGGUUUGGACUUGAGAGCAAUGGUGGUCACGUGUGGGUUUAUUUUUAAAGCAGCGCCACACCACCAAUUCUCAUCCAAAUCCUACUCUCUUUCUCUCCCUAACUCUAUAUCGCCAUCACUCUCUUUCCCCUUUCUCUCUCCUUCUACACUCAAUUCACCUUCAAUUUAAGGAAAUAGUUAGCAACACCACCAACCCCCACAGCUUUUCUCCUCGUGGCUAGGGUUUUUUUUCACUUGAUUAUGAUGCCAUUGAUUUGAGACCAUUUACGAAAUGGCGGCAGCUACAGGAUUUAUGCCGCCGCCGUUUGAUGUUCAGAUUCUCCGCUGCCAGAAGAAGCGCCGCCUGUUCGCCUCCUGCUGCUCGCCUCGGAACUGUAAACAGCGGAUCCUCCAUCCUGCUCUCUCCUUUGCAUCUUCUAAAUCCAGAUUUGUUACCAAACAAGAUAAGUUCUUCUCCCGCUGCACCCCAAGAAACACAGGUCCUCAGUUUCGAGAUUCUCCCCCUAAAAGAGAUACUGGUAUUGCCAAUGAGGAAGAAUGGGGCAUCAGUUUGCUAAAUGAUAGUGUCAAUGAAUCUGGGACUAAUGAAGAUGGAAGUACCUGGUACCGUGAAAGUGGGGAAGAUCUUGGAGAUAAUGGUUACAGAUGUAGAUGGACUAGAAUGGGCGGACGAAGUGCUGACACCACUUCUGAAUGGAAAGAAACGUGGUGGGAGAAAAGUGAUUGGACCGGAUACAAAGAACUAGGUGUUGAGAAGUCUGGAAGGAAUGCAGAAGGGGAUUCUUGGUGGGAAACAUGGAGAGAAGUUCUUCAUCAAGAUGAAUGGAGUAAUCUAGCUAGGAUAGAAAGAAGUGCACAAAAACAAGCGAAAUCGGGAACAGAAAAAGCUGGGUGGUAUGAAAAUUGGUGGGAAAAAUAUGAUGCCAAAGGGUGGACUGAGAAAGGGGCACAUAAAUAUGGCAGAUUGAAUGAGCAAUCAUGGUGGGAGAAGUGGGGAGAGCAUUAUGACGGAAGUGGUUCAAUUUUGAAAUGGACUGAUAAAUGGGCUGAGACAGAACUAGGAACUAAAUGGGGAGACAAGUGGGAAGAAAAGUUUUUUGCUGGUAUUGGAUCACGGCAAGGCGAGACUUGGCAUGUAUCUCCCAGUAAUGAUAGAUGGUCAAGAACAUGGGGAGAAGAGCACUUCGGGAACGGGAAGGUGCACAAGUACGGAAAGAGUACGACUGGGGAGAGCUGGGAUAUUGUUGUGGAUGAAGAAACAUACUAUGAGGCUGAUCCACAUUACGGAUGGGCGGAUGUUGUUGGUGAUUCCAAUCAGCUACUAUCGAUUCAGCCUCGAGAACGGCCUCCUGGUGUCUUUCCAACCCUCGACUUUGGCUCAUCUCCGCCUGCAGACAAUGACGAGACCUCCAGCGAUCAAGAAUGAUGGUUUGAUUUAUUUGUAGUUGUCAGAGAGGUCGAGUAGAAGAAGAUGUUGCUCCAUUUAUUCUUCAUUUCAUUCAUUCUUUUAGCAUUUUCUGCCUUCACUCUAAGCUCAAAAAUGGUUUGGACAUUUUACAAAUAUUCUGUGAAUGGUGGAUUU